AUGACAGGACAGGACCGAGCCACCGCCAGCCGUCACCAUGUUUAACGUUAACUAGUCCUUUAACUAGCACUUAGUUAUUGAAUAGCGAACUAUGCAAAACAAGCUGAUAAUAUAAAGCCAGUUUGGUGAAGGUGGGUCAAUAUAGAUGUACUUUUGGGUUGUGUCGUUACAAGCUCCUGAGGCUAAGUUUAGCAAUUUAGCUGGCUAAUGUUAAAUCUGACAAGUUAACCGAGCUAGCUCUUUAAUGUCUAUGAGCUGCCAGCUGUAGUCUGACAUUAGAUGAUAUUUAGCAAGUUAACAGUAGGUGAAAAGCUUAAUUUACAUCGAGAAACAUAAUGGCGUCGAUGAAGUUUGAUAGGACAACAUAUGCUGGGGUGCAGUUUUGACUUUGGGCUGUCAACAAGCUCGCUGACGUUAGCUAGUCUGGCUAACCAGCUAGCUGUGUACUAGCUACCAUGGCCAGGAUAGAAAACGGCCGUCAGUCGGUGGACACCAGGAGUAUCCGGACCAUCAGCAGCAGCCGCAUUGACGAUGAAAGCUCCUUUGGAUCCGACUCAGAGAUCAACGGCUUCACCAGCGAGAGACAGACCGACAAAUAUGGAUUUAUUGGCGGGGCACAGAUGUACACGGAGGGAUCAGCUCAGGAUGUGCCUACAGAAGUGCUCCGGCAAAGAGAGGUGAAGUGGCUGGACAUGCUCAGCCACUGGGACAAGUGGAUGAUCAAGAGAUUCAAUAAGGUGAGGCUGCGGUGCCAGAAAGGAAUCCCUCCCGCGCUCCGAGGCCGCGCGUGGCUCUAUCUGUCAGGAGGGAAAGUGAAGAGAGAGCAGAACCAUGGAAAGUUUCAGGAGUUGGAUAGCCAGCCAGGAGACCCCAAAUGGAUUGAUGUCAUUGAGAAAGACCUUCAUAGACAGUUUCCAUUCCAUGAAAUGUUUGUGGCACGGGGAGGACACGGGCAGCAGGACCUGUUCCGUGUCCUUAAGGCCUACACUCUGUACAGACCAGAGGAGGGAUACUGCCAAGCUCAGGCUCCCAUUGCUGCUGUACUGCUCAUGCAUAUGCCUGCUGAGGAUGCCUUCUGGGGGCUGGUCCAAAUUUGUGAGAAGUACCUUCCUGGCUACUACAGUCCUGGCCUGGAAGCUAUACAGUUAGAUGGUGAGAUCCUGUUCGCACUGUUGCGACGUGUCUCGCCUCUAGCCUUCCGCCAUCUGGAGAAACACAAGAUCGACCCCAUCCUCUACAUGACCGAAUGGUUUAUGUGCGCCUUCUCCAGAACGCUGCCCUGGGCCUCUGUGCUGCGAGUAUGGGACAUGAUCCUCUGUGACGGAGUCAAGAUCAUCUUCCGUGUGGGUUUGGUGCUGCUGAAGUGCAUGCUGGGGAGCCGUGAGAAGCUGAAGGCCUGCCAGGGCCAAUAUGAAACCAUGGAGCUUCUCAGAGCCAUAGAGCCUCGAUACAUGCAGGAGGGCUUCCUUGUCCGAGAGAUUAUAGAGAUUCCAGUAACAGCGCGAGACGUGGAGAGGGAGCACCACUCCCAGCUGAAGCGCUGGAAGAAGAACCGCGGCGAGCUCAAUUUCAAAUCGCCUCCGAGGAUGCACGGCGCCCGGCUCAUCAUGUUGGCAGAGCCGCCCAGGCGCCAGGACCUGCAGCAGAACCCCACCAUCGUAAUCGAGGUGGCUCAGCCGGCCGCGCAGCUGAACAAGGGCAAGGAGGAGAAGAAAAGCAAGAAGAAAAAGAGCAUCAAGAAAAGCCAGCUCACUGAGGAGAUCCCUAACCCUUACCCUCUCCUCACUGACUCUCCUCCACCUCCACCCUCCGACCCACCAGCCCCUCCUCCACCCUCCGACCCACCGGCCCCUCCGCCGGUCCGCAGCGAGACGCCAGAGACGGCGCCACAGACUGAACCAGACUCACCUCACCAGCAGCAAGCACCUCCCACAGUCCCUCCCCCCGCCAAAGAGUCGCCCCUUCAGCGAUCCACACAAAGCCUUAGCAGCACAGAGCAGGAUACAUACCUGUAACUCCACUGCAGUUAGUGUGUGUGUGUGUGUGUGUGUGUGUGUGUGUGUGUGUGUGUGUGUGUGUGUGUGUGUGUGUGUGUGUGUGUGUGUGUGAGUGUGUGUGUGUGUGUGUGUGUGUGUGUGGAAGAAGCACCAGCACCCUUCAGCCAACGACCAGCCAAUAAAGUGUUGGACUGUUUUGUAUUCACUUAUUCAUCUUAGACACCAUUUUGCCUACAAUAUUAUUGAUAUACACUAAGGCAUCAUUGCUCAGUGUAAAACUAGUUUGAUGCUUGCGCCAAUUUUUUGUCCACGUGAUGCUGACAUUAGCUCCUCGUGAUGCUUGACGCUUUUAUUCAAACCAUAAGUCUUAGUAUUCUGUUUGCAAGGGAGACAUGUUACGGAGAUUUGGGAGAACAGCAAGGUGCCACAGCUUAUGCAGUUUUUCUAUACAUUUCCACUCCGAUUCAACACUAUCUAGUUCAGUUGUAAUAUUUUGCAGCGGUGAUUGUAGUCCUUUGUUGUUGUUUUUUUAAUUCAAAUGCUUUUCUAGUUCUCUGAUGUCAUUAGGGGCUUCGCUCACUAGAGGGCGACCUCGCACAGGUGCCAGCUGUAUUUCCUGUUACAUUCCCUGUUUGUAAAACUGAGCACAGCAAGGUUGGGAUUCCUUUAAGGACUCAGUUUGGGAGGUAUUAUUAUGAGAUUGCGCUUACAUUUUUUUCCUUGAGCAUUUCAUGUUUUACAUUCUGACAUUUGAAUUGAAAAUUGGUGAAAUUGAACAACAACCACAUUGCGAUCGUGCAAAAAUAAUUAUUUAUUUCAAGUAUAAACAUGAACAUGUGUCGUUUGUGCGUGCCUCAAUUGUGCACCAUUUUUUUUCAAAGUGAGCUGAAUUGAUGUGGUUUAACUUCAAUACUCACUGUGCCAAGCUUUAGAGCAGCAGUAAUUCACGUUAGUUAGUUUGGCAACAGAGAGGAGAACAGCAGACAUUCCUCACUGUAUGACACAUUCCUGCCUUCUUAAAAGCUAAUCAGUCUCGAAGCUGUCUUUUGCCAAAUGCAAAUCUGUAUAAUUUAUGUAUUUGUGCAUGUGUUUCCUGUGACAACUUGGACAGCGAGUGCUUGCAAAUCACCUAAUGGUGCUGACCUUCCAACAAGAUCGGACGGUGUGUUUUGUCUGUUUUUUUUUUUUUAAUGUAUACUUUGCUAGAAUUUCCAAAGCAGAUCAUGACUGUUGUUUGACCUACAACCGCUACCUGUGACCAGGAUUAUUCUGUUAUUACAGUCGAGAGGGAUCACAUGAUUUCAACAUUUUUGGUAGGAUUUUUCUGUUGAGAACUUUGCUCAUUUUUUUUGGGAAAUAUGGAGACAUGCCAGGGAUGUGAGGCUGUUUUCAAAAAAUGUAAGACAAUCUUUUUUUUUUGGCAGUUCAAGUGUGUUUACUAUCUUUUAUCACAAUGGUAAAUGAUAAAGGGAGUUUUGACACGCAUAAGCACUUGUGUAAAAUGUGUUUAUGUAUGCAAUUAAUCUAAAAAAGCCUCUGCUGCAUGUUUAGGUCACUUAUAAAAACCAAUGGGGGUUAAAGGAUAACACACUUUCAAGCCAUCACUUGCCUGUAUGUCAUAGUUUUUUAGUUGCUUCUAUUAAACACCUCACAUUUGGCUGAUGUUAUAUUUUAAUUUAAUGCUCAUUGUGUAGAUAAGACAUGUAAAAUAACAAUUUGUUUUGUAAUGAAAUCUAUUUUUCAAUGUAUAAUGCUAUAUUUUAUUGAGCAGUUACAGAAACUGCAGAGGAGACAUCUGAAUCAUUUGCAAACCUUGCAGUAUAUUUUAGAUCUACAUGUGUAACACUAGAAAAAUACUAGUUUGUUCCUGUGGAAUUUGGGGAAAACCUUUGGAGACAGAGUGGUAUUAUUAUUAUACCAUUCACAGUACAGUAUCACAGCAUCUUGAAUUAAAA
This is a messenger RNA of Scomber scombrus (Atlantic mackerel), 3952 nucleotides long. Its product is annotated as TBC1 domain family member 10A-like. Bases 456 to 2015 code for a protein of 519 amino acids. NCBI's taxonomy places the organism in Eukaryota, Metazoa, Chordata, Actinopteri, Scombriformes, Scombridae. The transcript has 9 exons. The record is from RefSeq and is a predicted model, not a curated record.